ACCCUGCGUAAAAUAAUUCUCUUUCAGAUGAAGUGAUACGUAAGCGGCUUCUGAUAGAUGGAGAUGGUGCUGGAGAUGACCGGCGAAUUAACCUGCUUCUGAAAAGCUUCAUUAAAUGGUGUAAUUCUGGAUCUCAAGAGGAGGGGUAUAGUCAGCACCAGCGGAUGCUUGGCACCUUGGGCCAGUGCGAGUUUUCGAUGGGAAAAACAUUACUCGUGUAUGAUAUGAACCUGAGGGAAAUGCUCAACUAUGAGAAAAUAUCUAAAGACAUAGAAAGUAACAUCUCAGCUGCUCACGACAAGAUAACAGAAUGUAAAAAACAGAUUCAACAAGCAAAGCGAAUUCGGAAAAAUCGUCAAGAAUAUGAUGCAUUAGCAAAAGUGAUCCAACAGCAUCCUGAUAGACAUGAAACUUUACAGCAAUUGGAUGCCCUGGGUAAGGAACUCGAACAUCUUUCUCAUAUUAAAGAAAAUGUUGAAGAUAAGCUUGAAUUGAGAAGAAAACAGUUCCACGUUCUACUCAGCACGAUUCACGAACUACAGCAAACACUGGAAAGUGAUGAAAAAAUGUCAGACGGUGAGGAUUCUCCGGAAACACGGAUGGAGAUUCAAAAUGGACAAUAGUGAAGCUGUGGGGUUCAGUAUUAUAACGACAUGUUAUUUUAUUAUGGGGGGGAAACAUUUCAUACCCUACCCUAAAAUCCCCGAAGCUUUCAACAUCCAAAUAGGUAAAGAAAUCGCACUGACUUUGUUCACGAAUAAAAUGAUUUUUGGAACUAAAUGUGGGAAAUAAAUAUCACAAACGUAGCACAUUAACUUACAGUAGAAAUUUUACACUCUGUCCAUUAUUUUUGUGACGUUCGUUGAAAGUAAAAAGAUAGUCGGUGUAAAUGGGAAAUGAAAUUAUUAUUCAGAAGAAAAUCAGAAUUUUUCCAAAUGAGAAAGACACUUUUCUAUUUUCUGUAUAUCUGACUGUGUUCGUUUUACCAGGUUUCUUAGUAAACCUGCGUGAACUGAAAGUUGAACCAGCUAGCGUUUAUUUGCAGAAGUUCGCAGGUGCUGCGGAGACGAUAGUGUGGUUCGCCCGGUAGGAACUGCAUCUUUUUUACUGUGUUGUCUAUAGAGUGGCCUGCUUCAAGUAUUUUGUGCUGUGAUAACGUUCGAUAAUAAAGGUCUUAUGUUUUUUUAAGAAAAAAAA
Molecule: messenger RNA, 1197 nt
Organism: Leucoraja erinaceus (little skate)
Lineage: Eukaryota; Metazoa; Chordata; Chondrichthyes; Rajiformes; Rajidae
Gene: thoc7
Product: THO complex 7
Exons: 7
Coding region: 165-623 (152 amino acids)
Biological process (GO): mRNA export from nucleus; mRNA processing
Cellular component (GO): THO complex part of transcription export complex
Source: RefSeq, a predicted model, not a curated record